Molecule: messenger RNA, 1608 nt
Organism: Colletotrichum truncatum
Lineage: Eukaryota; Fungi; Ascomycota; Sordariomycetes; Glomerellales; Glomerellaceae
Biological process (GO): positive regulation of transcription by RNA polymerase II
Cellular component (GO): nucleus
Molecular function (GO): zinc ion binding; transcription cis-regulatory region binding; DNA-binding transcription factor activity, RNA polymerase II-specific
Source: RefSeq, a predicted model, not a curated record
AUGCACGCAAAUAUUAAUAUAGCAAAAGGCUCAAAGGCUGUCAGAAAAGACCCAGCGUGCGGGACUUGUCGAAAGAAGUGUCGCAAGUGUGAUAGGACGCGGCCAGUUUGCAAUCGAUGCAAGGUGAAAGGGCUGCAUUGUGAAGGUUACCCCCCGAGGUUCCAAUUCUGCGAAUCGGCACCCCUUUCGACAGCCGCCAGUAAGGGCCAAGAUGAAGAACGAAGCGAGGCUAUUCUUCCAACACGGGAGCCCGAUCGAAGCGAGGAGCACAGUUCACCAUCAGACCAAACCUCCAUAUCCGCAGGGCAGCAGAGUGGACAUGGGUUGGACCAUCGCCUUCAACUAAACACAUCAUCUGCUGCGCCCGAGUCUCCUCAAAAUCUCUCCGUCGGCUACCCAUCACCAGUACCUAUUGAUGGGUACCACGUUGACGAUACACUUCUGACGCCGCAAAGCCGAAAGCUGCUAGUAUACUUUGAUAAAGAAUUAAGCCAGCAUCUGGCCAUCGUAGUCGACCAGAAAGAAAACCCAUUCCAUGUCCAUGUCUUACCACUAGCAUAUAAACACAGCGGGAUUCUUCAUGCUGUGCUAGGGCUGGCUGCCUGUCACCUAAACUUAUCUCCAUACCGAGCUGAUCACGUCGACAUGACAACUGCCCUGCAGCACCGAGUAGCGGCCCUUAACGUGCUUAGUUCCCUUUUGAUUAAAGAGGAAGUCUAUGGUUUAGUACCUGCUGAAGAAGAAUCCGUCUUAGGAAUUAUUCUUCUAUUAGUGCUUCACGAUAUCUGCGAGAUGGGCAUAUCUUCACACGCAGUUCAUCUAACAGGGGUAUCUUUUCUCUGCGGGAGAGUCGCAGCGGCCUCAGACUCAUCACGGAGAACAAGCGCAAGCAUGUUUUUCUUAUCUGCGUUGGCUUGGUUGGACGUAUUGCGAGGGUUCAGUGGCGCCGAAAAGCUAACCUAUUCAGAGGAUGUUCGUUUGUGUAUUGUCGCUGACAAAAACGCGCAAUUAAGCCUGCAUACCUUUGUAGAAUGCCCUCCAGUCAUAUUUCGUCGUAUAAGCGAGGUAAUAGUGGCAGCAAAACACCAACGGGCAGGUUUGUUGUCUCUGCCAGAUUUUGAACAAGUGUUGGGCGACGCGGAAGUGUUCUUUCGAGAGAUCGACCUGGACAAGCUUGAUUAUCCAACCGCACAUGCCGAAUGGAAGGACCUUGCCGAUGCCUAUCGCCAUGCAUGUCUUCUGCGUGUGUUGCGUUGGCCUGAUACUUUCUCGAUUCCAUGUGAGGAUGAGCGAGUUAAAGCUUCGGUAUCUGCCAUUUUGAACGCUUGCUCACGAGUUCCGAUGAACUCUCCAUUUUAUAAGCGGCUAUUAUUCCCUCUAUUCGUGGCUGCAGUCGAUACAUCUAUAGACCACCAGAUUCAUUAUGCCACCUUAUGUAUUCAGGAAAUCAAGCGUUCGACGGGGUUUCGGCAUGCUGCAAUGGCGGAGAUUCUCGACAAGGUAUGGGAGGCUAGAAGAAACAACACUCGCGGCUGGCCGAAUGUACCUUGGAUGGAAUUUACUUGUUCUGAAGCUCUAAAACAGCAACAUGCGUACCUUUUUUUCUAA